This is a messenger RNA of Polyodon spathula (Mississippi paddlefish), 1575 nucleotides long. RefSeq lists its product as uncharacterized. Gene Ontology annotation, cellular component: cell surface. The transcript is spliced from 13 exons. Gene Ontology annotation, biological process: cell-matrix adhesion. The record is from RefSeq and is a predicted model, not a curated record. The annotation marks the transcript as partial. NCBI's taxonomy places the organism in Eukaryota, Metazoa, Chordata, Actinopteri, Acipenseriformes, Polyodontidae.
AUGCAGAUUGUCAUGUCACUUGCGUUUGCACUGACUGUAAACGACACUGUGUUUAAAUAUUGCUGUGACUCGUCCUGUAGCACCUGCAAGCCGCCUCGAGAGAAAGGCGUCUGUCUAAUAAACCACCACUACUACUACUAAUAAUAAUAUCAUUAUUUCUUUCUAGCAGCGUUAAGGGGGUCUCUGAUUUGGCUGGAGAUCUAAAGCAGGAUGAGUUUAAAAGCAGCCUGGCUGUGGCUUCUCUGCCUCGCUGCACAGCAAGCUUGGAGUGCCUCCCUGCCAAUGAAGCCAGUGAUGAACUUCACCUUGCAGGGGAUCCCACAGGCUUACCUGAGGACUGCAGAGAAACUGGUGUCCCGAUGCUUUGGAAACGAUAACAGCGUUCCUCAGAGACUAGCAGAGCUCCUGGCCAGCUCCACGGUGCAGUUUGAGAACAUGACGCGGCCCCCCCCUGCCUUCCUGCCGCCUCUCCCUCUGCUCAGUGGCAUAAUCUUUAUGAACAAGGCUGAUGAGAAUUUCUUCAGCUCUCUGGAGAUGCUGAGGAACAUAUCGGGUGGUGACCCCCAGAACCUCCUGUGCCCCCUGCACAGCAUGGCUGCCCCCCUGGCCUGGUCCAUUCUGCUGGGUUCUGGCAGUGCGGUGGACCCGGCCCGGUUCAGGUUGCUGCUGUGGGGGGCGGAGCCGCUGAUUCGUCUGGGGCUGCAGCCGGACUCGCUGAGUGCACUGCCCACGGCGGGAUUGAACGCAUUGCAGAGAGAGACCGUGAUGGCAAUGUUCAAUCAGCACUACGACGCCCUGCCCCCCGACGCCAGAGGGGCGCUCCUCCAUUGGGUGAAGCACUGCGUUGCCAUGGAGAUGUUCAACUGCAGCAUAGGACAGCCAAUGGGAAACGGAGGCAAAUCUGAGAAAGACCCCCGAGUGAAAUGCCCCCCUCGGCUCCAGUGGCUGAAAGCGCACACGAUGGCAGUGCUGGGGCGCUUCCUGUCACUAGUCCCACCCUCUGAGGUUGAAGAUAUCCAAUCGGAUGAGCUCUGUCGUUUCUUCAAUCACUCAGUGUCAAAGUCGAUGUUCAGCAACAUGUACGACCUGAACCACAGUCAGGGGCGGAGCCUGCUGAGCAAGCUGAUGACAGGCUGUCUGGACCCCGCCCACAACGAGGAGAGCAUCAGCAGGCUGGGAGCGCUCGCUUGUUUCUAUGACAACGUGGGCGCCCUGAGCGACAACGCCAGCCGGAGAGGUCUGCUCCAGCGACAGCUUCUGGAGAAGGUGCUGGGGUCCGGGCCCCUGACCAAGCAGAUGAUGGUCACCCUGGGCCCCGCGGCGCCUGCCCUGUCCCUGGCUCAGCUGUCCAGCCUCUCCGCGGCCGAUAUCCAGGACAGCCUGCCUUCUCUGGCCAGGGUGAGCUGGAGGAGAGAGCAGGCCAGCGCUCUGGCCAGCAGAUACCUGAGCAGGGUGCAGAUCUCCUCUCCGGGUGACCUCCUGAAGAUGGGAACCCUGGUAACGGGGGUGUCCAGCGCGGUGCUGGGGACACUGAAGGGGGACCAGCUCCUGAGGACCAGUGGGCUGGAGGAGGCG